This is a messenger RNA of Aspergillus caelatus, 3279 nucleotides long. RefSeq lists its product as uncharacterized. The record is from RefSeq and is a predicted model, not a curated record. The coding region runs from base 1 to 3279 and encodes 1092 amino acids. NCBI's taxonomy places the organism in Eukaryota, Fungi, Ascomycota, Eurotiomycetes, Eurotiales, Aspergillaceae. The transcript has 7 exons.
AUGGCUAUACGCUCUUCUUCAUCGAAGGCUGAGCAGGAUGAAAAGAAAAGAAAAGCUCGCCGUGAACUCCGUAAACAGCGAGGCUAUGAGGCGAAAGCUCAUCAACAGAAAGAUACCCAAAGGACAAGGGGUAGAGCUUCGCCCAAAACGAAAAAGAGAUAUGCAGGGAAAGUGCGGAGGUAUGAGGAAUUUCUCCAAGAGGAGAAAGAUAUGCCUGAAGACCAUAAGGUUGGAGACGGGCAUCCGGCGCCAACACUAGAGGAACUCAAAGAGUUUAUCCGGUGGCAUGUUGAGUCUACUAACGGCAGACUUGCACCAAAUGGACGACCGACCAAGGACACGACUUUGAUCUGGGCUCAAGAGUUCGUCCCAGGCUUCUAUUUUCUGACAGGGAACGAGAUUUCCCCCCAUAACCGGGCCGCUCUUUACAGCUGGAUAGAGCAUGAUCUAGUUCAAGAGGGGUUCCUCUCAGUGAUCAAAAGACCGAAGCACACUUUCAAGCUUUCGAGCUUUGAGCGCGCCAUGACCGCUUUCUGGACAACAGAUGAUCCAUUCUUCAUGCAUGGAAGGUACCGUGUCCAGUUUCACUUCAUUACUCUUCAGUUCCUAUGCACGGGUGCCAGAGUGUCCUCUUUCACACCUGCAUCAGCAGAAAGAGUCGGACGGGGGCUUCGUUACAAAAAUAUUGAGCUUGUAUUGUUUCGUACCGAUAAUGCUCCUUGGAGGGUCGGAUGGCGGCUUGACCAACAGUUUGUCAAGAACAACAAAGACCCCGAGAAUACAAUCUUUGGUACUGCUAUUUGGGACUGCAAUGAACCUAUCUACUCAGGAGCCUUGCACCUCCUAGCACUAGCUCUUGCGGAUAAUGCUCUCUUUGGGUUCUCCAGGCCAGAGGAGAUUUUUGAGCAAAGGAUCCCCGAAGGGGAAGACGAACUGGUCCUUAGAUGGAAUGAUGAAGCCAAAGACCGAUGUAUUGUAAGACGCGUCACAGCAGAAAAGGUUAGUGAGGAGCCGUUGACAAAGGAGAGAUAUCAAGAGGGUCUACGUAAGAUCCUUGUCAAUGCUGGCUAUUUUGUAACUGCAACGGUACAUGCGAUGCGCCGCGAGCUAGGAAAAGCUGUCCAAGACAAAUAUUCCUCGGCUCUCGUGGCUCAAAUUCUUACACAAAGGUCUAAAGCUGUGUACGGAAAUGACUAUCUUGCUAACUGUUCCGGCGUGGAUGUAUUCAAUGCUCUACGAGGCCGAGCCGCAGAUCAUACUCACAUUGACUACUUUCAAGGCUACGACCGAUUCCACGAGAAUGGCCUCCCUCGCCGGUUGCCUACAGAAGAGGAAGAGAAGAUCCAUGAAGACCCGUGUUUGGUCGCCAAAGCCGCAGAAAUCCAGCAAGCACAGUCAGAUGAUGACAUCAGAAGAGCAAAGCGCGAAUAUAGCGUCCUUAAGAGAAGGAUCUCUUCGAACAGGUUGCAGAAAUACCAGAGUCAAUGGGUCCAGAGUCGUCGGGACUGGAAAAUCCUGACUAGGGGCCGCGAACGCCCGGAUCAUAUUGAGCAGAGUGCAGAAAAGCGGGUGCUGUGCAAGCUCAUGCCUGAAUUAGGCCGUUUAGCGGCGGUCAUGUCAUCCAACGAGCCACUUUCUUUUGACGAAAAAGCCAGUGUGGUGAAGGAUCUCUUUACCCAAUGUCUUCGUGAUUUUGACGCGGUCUAUCGUCCGGGUGAGGAGCCCUUUGAAAAGCGAUGCCCCGUUGUCAGCUGUCGUAAAUUAUUGGAACCCAUGGAAAAGCCCUUGUGGAGCACGCACAUCCAUUCUUGUAUUCAACGAGAAUCCGCUCGAAACUUGAACAUCCCUCUUCAACAGAUCAAGUAUUGCUGGGAAUGCUACACCUUCCAUGAUGGAAAGAGUGCUGAGUUUGAGGAGCAUUGUGCGGGACACCUCCCCUCGAUGACCAGCCAACACUACGAGGUGAUGGUGUAUCGCCAUACCACCAUCCGUGCCGGAUACUGUAUUGAAUGCAUGUGGGAUGACCGGCUUCCUGCGGCCUGCAGGAUGAGAGCCUUUGACCGAAGCACAGAGCUGCGAGAGCAUCUUGAGGAGCAUGUUGAUCGGAAAUCAUGGCCAUCGGAAUGCGCUGACCCUUCCUGUAACCACAUUGCUACCGAGGAACAGGACUACCGCCGGCACCUUCGCGAUGUGCACCAUUACCACAAAACCAUUUGUGUGCGAGCCAAGAAGGCCUGCAAGAAACGAUUAUCCUCGAUGCAGGACGAGGAGUCUAAUUCAGACAGGGAUCAUUGUAUGCAGCGGAAACGCCCGCGCAAGCAACGCAAGAAGCCUUCCGUACCAUUAUCUACUACUACGAAAGAACUGAAGAUUACUUUCUGGGAACCUCCCGCAAUGCGUCUCAAGACUAUCACGUCUGUCCCUGCUCAGGAGAAAGAUAAGGGUCAAGAGAGCCUUAAAGGAAUGGCUUGGCAAGCCGUUAAUAACUGCCAAAGCUUGGAUUUGCCUGCUGUAAGCCAGAAUAGCCAGAAUGCUCGAUCGGCCACAUUUGACACACCUGAUUUGACCGAUAGCUUGAGCGGCUACUCAAGCCCUUCAACGACAGGCCCCACUUUUGGUGCGGUUCCCAUCAACCCACGGAUUCUAGAGACGCCGUCUGCUCUCUUGCGCCAGCCGGUUGAGGAAACUGAACAGCCCUAUUCAUGUAGCUCAAGGGUGCAUGUGGAAAGCAACUAUGCUACUGAGAAGAUCGAGGGUAAUACUACACUUCAGCAGCCCUUCGCAGACCUAGCCCUAGGAAGGUAUGAUUCUCAAGGUGUGGCUGUACCGGAGACGGACAACAUAAUCAUUGAACACGCUCCAUUGUCUCUGACUUCUCUGAACGCGAAGCCAGCACCAAGUUUGACUUACCAUGAAUCGAAGCCAAUAGAGAAAGCGGAUUGCACAACACAAAGCUCUUCAGACAUGCCCGUUAUCGAAGGCAGGAUAAAGGAGGCCGUGGGACUAACAGGGCCUAUGACUAGAGCUAAAGCUAAGGAGCAAGCGGCCAAGGCUUGUCAGAGAUCUACGGACUUCCAAACCUCAGGUCAGAAAGCUAGGCCUUACAGUCAAGAAGAGGACAAGUUACUGAAGACACUCAUGCGGAAGUUGGCGACUUUCGAAGCGGUAACGCUAGCCUUUCAAAAGCGAUUUCCAGGACGGUCUGCGAUUUCGCUUCGGAAACGUUGGUCCGUCAUACGACCGCCGUCGCGGCGGUCGACCCGAUUAAAGCCUCUGUGA